AUGGUGCCAGAAACGCCUGCUCGUUCCAACACCGGACGAGCACGAAAGGCUCCGGUACCACCUCCUACGUUCCACCCUAGCCUCUGGGGUGGUUUCUUCCUCACUUACCAACCGCCUACUGCCCCUCAGCGUGCAUGCAUGGAAGGAAAGGCUGAAGUGCUGAGAGAAGAAGUUAGGAAUAUCGUAAAUAGCACACAUGAAUUACCAAAAUUAUUGGAUCUUAUAAUGACAUUGCAACGGCUCGGGCUGGACAUCUACUAUGAGAACGAGAUCAACGAGCUGCUCCACCAUGUCUACAAGUCUGGUUACAACGAGGAAGAUCUACAUUUAGUUUCACUCCGAUUUUAUCUUCUGCGGACAAAUGGAUAUGAUGUAUCAGCUGAUGUAUUCCUUCGUUUCAAAGACGAUGAAGGGAAUUUUAUGUUCGACAAUACAAGAAGUAUUCUGAGCUUAUAUAAUGCAGCAUACCUUAGGACACAUGGAGAACAGGUGCUCGAUGAGGCCGUAAUAUUCACAACAAGCCACCUAGAAGGCGUAUUACAACAAUCAUCACCACUAGCAAAUGAAAUAUCUUUAGCCCUUGAAGCACCACUUUUCCGAAGGGCUCGCAUAGUAGAAAUGAGAAGCUACAUCCAUAUUUAUGAUAAUGGUGCUACAAAAAAUGAAGCCAUAUUGGAUUUCGCAAAAUUGAAUUUCAAUCUUUUGCAACUUCUUUAUUGUGAGGAGCUAAACAACAUCACAGUUUGGUGGAAGGAGCUCCAUGAAGAAUCAGAGUUAGGAUUUUCUAGAGAUAGAAUAGUGGAAAUGUAUUUUUGGAUGAAUGGAGCAUGUUAUGAACCUCAAUAUUGUAACUCACGGAUAAUACUUACAAAGAUGACAGCAUUUAUGACCAUACUAGAUGAUAUCUUUGACACAUAUGGUACCACCGAAGAGAGCAUGCAACUUGCCGAAGCAAUCAACAGAAAUAAUUGUGAUGAGUGGGAUGAAAGUGCAACAGAACUGCUUCCAUCAUACAUCAAGGGGUUCUACUUGUAUUUAUUGAAGACAUUUCAUUCAUUUGAGAAUGAACUGGGACCUGGGAAGAGACACCAUGUGCACUAUCUAGAAGAAACGUUGAAGCGAUUAGUUCAAGCAUACACGGAGGAGCUAAAAUGGCGUGAUGGAAAUUAUGUGCCAAAAACACUGGAGGAACAUCUUGGGGUUUCAGCCAGAAGCAGUGGAGGCUUCACACUUGCGUCUGCUUCAUUAUUUGCUGGAGUAGGCGGCAUAGCUACAACAGACACGUUCGAGUGGAUUCUGAACUAUCCGCAACCUUUCAAGACGUUUGAUAUGUUUGUACGGUUCUCCAAUGACAUCGUAUCAAGCCAGAUCAUUCGUGAGCAAACCGGGGACCACUACGCCUCUACGAUCCAGUGCUACAUGGAAGAGCACGGCGUGAUGGUGCAGGACGCCCGCGAUAAGAUCAAAGACCUCGUCGAGGACUCGUGGAAAGACAUGGUGCGACACUGCGUCGCGCCGACCGAGCAACAGCAGCCGCUGGCCGUGCCGCGGACGGUCGUCAACUUCGCGAGGACGGUGAAUAACAUGUACAAGCGCGGCGACGCCUUCACUUCCUCGCACGAGAUCAAGGAGAUGAUCACGUUGCUCUACGUGGAACCAAUUGCUUAA
Triticum dicoccoides is the source of this 1668-nucleotide messenger RNA. Its product is annotated as zingiberene synthase-like. Gene Ontology annotation, biological process: diterpenoid biosynthetic process. The record is from RefSeq and is a predicted model, not a curated record. The coding region runs from base 1 to 1668 and encodes 555 amino acids. The transcript has 8 exons. Gene Ontology annotation, molecular function: magnesium ion binding; terpene synthase activity. NCBI's taxonomy places the organism in Eukaryota, Viridiplantae, Streptophyta, Magnoliopsida, Poales, Poaceae.